CGGGCCCGGCGUGGCUAUGGCGGAGGCGGCGCUGGACGCCGUGCGAAAGCAUUUAUCAGAAUUCCCAAAUGCUGCGCGGGAGCUCAGCGUGCCAUUCACUGUGCCAUACCUGGAAGGGCCCCCGACCCCUCUCCAAUUCUACAGAGACUGGGUGUGUCCCAACAGGCCUUGCAUCAUUCGUAAUGCCCUGCAACACUGGCCCGCCCUAAAGAAGUGGACAUUCUCCUACCUCAGAGCCACCGUGGGCAGCACGGAGGUGAGUGUCGCUGUGACGCCGGAUGGGUAUGCCGAUGCAGUGUGUGGGGACCGGUUUGUGAUGCCCGCAGAGCGGCGGCUGCCUCUGGGAGCAGUGAUUGAUGUGCUGGAGGGCAAGGCCUGUCACCCUGGGGUGCUAUAUGUGCAGAAGCAAUGCUCUAACCUCUCCUGUGAGCUGCCCCAGCUGCUGCUUGAUGUCGAAUCCCAUGUGCCCUGGGCCAGUGAAGCACUGGGGAAGAUGCCUGAUGCUGUGAACUUCUGGCUGGGGGAAGAAGCAGCAGUGACGUCUUUGCACAAGGAUCACUAUGAGAACCUCUACUGUGUGAUGUCUGGAGAAAAGCACUUCCUCUUGCACCCUCCCAGUGACCGCCCUUUCAUCCCUUAUGAGCUGUACACACCAGCAACCUAUCACAUGUCUGCGGAUGGCUCCUUCAAGAUGGUGGAUGAGGAGGCCAUGGAGAAGAUACCUUGGAUCCCACUAGAUCCCUUGGCUCCAGACCUGGUUCGAUUUCCAUUUUACAAGCAGGCCCAGCCCCUGCACUGCACAGUGAAAGCAGGAGAAAUGUUCUACCUGCCAGCUCUCUGGUUUCAUCAUGUCCGUCAGUCUCAUGGCUGUAUUGCUGUGAAUUUCUGGUAUGACAUGGAAUAUGACCUCAAGUACAGCUACUACCAGCUUCUGGACUCCCUCUGCAAGACCACCGAUCUUGCUCGGAUGGACCCUCUGUGAGCUCACUGGAUGGGUCACUCUAAGCCAGUCCAGAGAACCCCCUGGGGUUUUAAGGCUUUUUCCUGGAUAGACACAGGGUAUGGAUAGGGUUCUGUUUGGGACAGUUUUGCCAAACAGGCAUGGCCUUUGGAGCCAAGAACGAGCCAGGGCCAAGCUGAUCUAAACUCAGUCCAGCCAGAGAGGUGAAAGGACCUGUGGGAAGUCAUCUCAGGUCUGGUGAGGGGCUAGGGAUUGAUGGAGAUGUUCAAGGGGCUGGUUGGAGGGAGGAGGAGGGAAGAUGGUGCUGGGACCAGACUUACGUGUAAGAACCUUCCUGCUACCAAGUUCCUCUGUGAAUGGCAGUAACUCCAGCCCUUUCCCCUCGCCUUGUGAAGCCCUUAGCGAUCUCUAUAAGCAGCAGCCUUGUAAUUGGGACUCGUUCGGUUGAGUUCCUAUAAAUCUGUUUUUGGCCUUGA
Messenger RNA from Vombatus ursinus (common wombat), 1437 nucleotides. RefSeq names its product jumonji domain containing 7 (gene JMJD7). The transcript has 8 exons. Gene Ontology annotation, molecular function: 2-oxoglutarate-dependent dioxygenase activity. Lineage: Eukaryota; Metazoa; Chordata; Mammalia; Diprotodontia; Vombatidae. The coding region runs from base 17 to 982 and encodes 321 amino acids. The record is from RefSeq and is a predicted model, not a curated record.